This is a messenger RNA of Gambusia affinis (western mosquitofish), 5704 nucleotides long. RefSeq names its product zinc finger protein 687a (gene znf687a). Bases 143 to 4081 code for a protein of 1312 amino acids. The transcript is spliced from 10 exons. NCBI's taxonomy places the organism in Eukaryota, Metazoa, Chordata, Actinopteri, Cyprinodontiformes, Poeciliidae. The record is from RefSeq and is a predicted model, not a curated record.
GGACUGUGUGCCUGUUUGUGCUCAGACUCAGACUCCUGCUGCUGAAAGUCGACUGUCGCAGAGUUUUUGACGGAAAACUGACGGGACCAGAGGGAAAAGUCAGGAACCAACUUCGCUAACCGUCAGGUUUCGGGGCUUGGCGAUGGGGGACAUGAAGACUCCUGAUUUUGAUGACUUGCUUGCGGCUUUCGACAUCCCUGACAUUGACGCACAAGAGGCCAUUCAGUCAAACCCGGCCGAGCAGCGGGAUGGAGGAGCUACUAGUGCCCCUGGGGGAAGCAAGAGUGGGACUUCUUCAUGCUUCCCAAGCUCUGAGCCGCCUGUGGUCAGCGUCAUAGUGAAGAACACGGUUCGGUCUGAGUCUCUGGAGGGGGAAGACAGGUCUGCAAGGGAUAAAACUGAUAAUCCUCCUAGCAGUGCCUUAACCUCUCAGGUUCCAGUCAAGUUAGAGGAUUUUACUUCAGAGUUGGAGCCCAAACUGCCUGCCAGCGCUGCCAUGGAGCCUCAGAUUACCAAUGGCUUUGAAGAAGCUCAAGCUAUCAAUCAGGGACGGGCCAGCGCACAACACUGGUCCGAGCCUCCUCCUUUCAGCUCCCCGUUGAGUGAUAAUGAGGGCGACGAAGGAGCCGGACCCACCACUGAUGUUAUUAAUAGUUUGUCGCCCCUUCUGUACCCGCAGUCUUCAACACCAGCUGGUACCACCCAAUCAUCUCCUCGCUCCCCACCUUUGUUAAUCCCUUGCUCACCUCAGCAGGGAAAACCUGCUAAUCCUUUGUCGCCUCCUUUGCAUCAAAACGGAAGCAUGACAGAUGAAACCAAAUGUGAUGGGGACACAGAUGAAGAUGAGUCCGAUCCGGACUUUGGGAGUCCGCUGGUGAUUCAGGAGAGCCCAGAAUCGAUGAUGUUCUCCCCUCCAAAACGCAAACGGCGAGAAAAACUCCUUUCGGGUCAUCCUCUGGCAUAUGAGGACGUAUCUUCUGUUUUUCCGCAGCCUCCCAGUCUUUCUGCAAAACCUAAAUCCCCAAAAGAGGAAGAGGAACAGCCUUUGAAACCUAGCUCGUCCUCCACAGCUCCACAACCCCAGACCCUCUCUGCCGUCAACACAAACUCAACUGCACUGCAGGAGGAGAAAUACCCAGAGCAUGUGAUCGAUGAGAGGGACUCGCCCGAGAGCCCCCCACCCAGUGAGACCGGGCUCCUGUUCAACAGGCACAGCAGCUCUGAUUUUGGUUCAACACCAGCCCCAGAUCCGCAUCAGGAGAAACUCCUGGAAAAAGAUCCGCCUGCGGAAGCUGAGCAGCGAGAGGAGGACAGAUCUCAAGAAACUGAAGAUCUGGGUGAAAAGACGACAGCAGAUGGAGAAAAAUCUAAUGAGAAUUGCCAUGCUGGUAGCGAGCACACAGAGACACCAUCCUCCCCACCCAGACCACUCAAAGUUAAAAUUAAAAUGCCAACAGGCAGCAUCACAAGAACUGUGGCUCCUAAACGAAUCGUAAAAGCCUCUACGAAAGACGCAGAGAGCUCAAAACCAUCUUCAGAAGGUCAAGCCGUAAAGUCCAAAAAGGAGCUGCAACAGCAGUCGGACUUAACUGCAGCGGCAACAGCAGAAAGUGUCAGUACAGUGAAGGAGAAAAAGCCCAGAGUGUCCCCUACAGCAGUCAGCAUCACUAAGACUGCAACACUGCCGUCCGUCUCUUCCUCCUCCUCCAGGGCCAACCCAAUCAACCUCCGCACCCUCGGUAAGAAAACUCUCAACAGUGGGAUCGCCCUGCCGGCACCUCUGGUGCCUCAAACCAGCAGCAGGCCGGCCUCUAUAGUCAACAACACCGGGGCGAUCAUUUCCAAGAGCCAGACCAACCUGGUGGAAGCCUUCAACAAAAUCCUCAAUAACAAAAACCUUCUGCCCAGUUAUAAACCAGAUCUGAGCUCCCCAGUGCCAGCAGAGUGGGGCAUUUCCCUUCCAUCACAGGGCUACCGGUGCCUGGAGUGCGGCGACGCCUUCGCCCUGGAGCACAGCUUGGCGCAGCACUACGACCGGCGCUCGCUCAGGAUCGAGGUGACGUGCAAUCACUGCGCCAAGCGGCUGGCCUUCUUCAACAAGUGCAGCUUGCUUUUGCACGCCCGAGAGCACAAGGAGAAAGGCCUGAUCAUGCAGUGCUCACAUCUGGUCAUGAAGCCUGUACCUGUGGAGCAGAUGAUCAGCCAGCCUGAACCUGCAGCUGCAGCAGGGGGUGAGAGGAGGAUUAAUGCCCUCUUUCUCCUUAAAGUGAUGGCUGGAAUGUCUUCAUCUGAUCAAGUCUGGUUUUGUCGUCUUUUAUGUCUUUUUUUUUCGUUUUUAGGCCAGGUCGCGGUAAAGCCGGCACAUCACGCUGCAGCGUCCAAGAAAGAAACAGAUAUGUUGCUGUACACAAAUAAUAAAUGCCCUGAGUGUCAGACUCAGUUUGGCAGCAAAGAGGAGGUUUCUGACCAUUUUCAAGAGGUCAAACCAGCUAAAAGCACUUCUUGCACAGAGUGCUCUCCUCCCAUGCUCCUGCCCAACAGCUGCAGCGCCGCAGCCCAUCAGCGAAUCCACCAAGGCUCCUCGCCGCACGUCUGCCCAGAGUGCGGCGGCACCGCCAGGCAGCAGCUGCUUCAGAAACACCUGCAGGAGAACUGCUUGCACUUUUCCCGCCGCAUCGGCUACAGAUGUUCCAGCUGCCUGGUGGUGUUUGGGGGGCUGAACUCUGUGAAGUCCCACAUCCAGCAGGCUCAUUGCGACAUGUUCCAUAAAUGCCCCAGCUGCCCCAUGGCCUUCAAAUCUGCCCCCAGCAUCCAGAACCACAUCUCAGCUCAGCAUGCAGACCUCACGGACGCAAAGGCCAUGCUGAUUUAUAAAUGCGUCAUGUGUGACACAGUUUUCACUCACAAGCCGCUGCUGUACGCACACUUCGACACUCACUUGGCCAAUCAGAAGGUGCAUGUGUUCAAAUGCCCUGAAUGCACCAAGCUGUUUUCUCAGAGGAAUUCCCUGCUGGAUCAUUUCAAGACACACAAAGCUCCCACAUUGAAGGAAGAGCUGCCUUCACCUCCAGUGGCUGCCCCACAUUUAGCCGGAAAACCGGAGAGCUCGGAGGAGGAAUGGAUGGGGAAGGAGAAAGUGAAGCCCGAAAGGAUGAAAGCGCCCACAGUGUGGAAAUGUCGCUCAUGCAACACCCAGUUCACAGAACGGGAGGAAUACAUUUCUCAUAUGGGCGAACAGCACGGCAAGUUUCUGAAGAAGUUUCCCUGCAACAAAUGUGAGAGCUCCUUCACCACCACGUCCAGCAUGAGGCGCCACAUCAGAGACAAACACAAAGUCAUGAACCGCGGCUUCCGCUGCCAAUAUUGUUCUGAGAGUAAGAAAGCGUUCAGCAGCAGGUCGAUGUUGGAGCGGCACAUCCAGAUGAGACACAGCGUGACCAGUCCGGGUCAGGACUCGCUCUUGGGGGCCGACGAAGCCGAAAGCUCUUCAGAGCACGACGGCAGCUCGGCGUCCCGCAGGAGACGUCGAGCCGCUGUGAAGACGGAGCAGGACGCAGAGACGACGGACAGAGCGAGUCCAGCAAAGAAGCUGCGAUCGACGGCCGCUCCGUACGUCCAGCCCGAGUCUGGGUUCAGCUGCGCUCCCUGCGGCUUCACCACGGAGGACAAGCCGAGGUUUCUGGAGCACAUCAGCCAGCACAGGCGAGGCGGGACGGAGGGCGGCGGUCUGCAGUGUCUGCAGUGUGGCGCCUGCUUCACAUCCCCGUCCUCCCUCUCCCGCCAUCGCUUCAUCAUCCACAAGGUCAAAGAUGCUUUCGGCGACAGCCAGCAGAGCCCCGUCUUGUCUCCGUCGCCCUCUGCUGGAAGCACCAAGAACCACGACGACAGGAGCUCCCUGAACGGCUCGGAGCCGGCUUCGCCCUCCGGUCAACCUCUCGCGGGUCCGGGGAAGGAUGACGACGGAGCGCUGGCCUGUAAGGUGUGCGGUAAACACUUUGAAAAAGCAACAGAUCUCAACACGCACUUCAGAACUCACGGGAUGGCUUUUAUUAUCGCAAGAAACGCAGGGAAGACUACUUAGAUUGAGUAACAGAAAGCAAAUAGUUCAUUUAAGAAAAUCUGUAAGUGCCUUUUUGAAUCUGUCAUUCACAUCCGGGCCCCUGCAUCUAUGCACUAAUUCAGCCAAAGAUUGUUCAUUUGAAGCUUGUAAAACAGUUUAAUGUUUGACUGUUUGAGAAAAGCCUUAACCCUCUGACUCUCAGGAUCUGCUGCUUACUUUCUGUUUCAUCAGGAUGCUGAUCUGAUUUUUAAUCUCCUGUUCCCUGCUUUGAAUCAUUCACAUUAAUAAUGUGCCUGUAGAAAACUGUGACUGUUGUAUUAACUCAAUCCUGCUGUGAUCAUGAAAGCAAUUUCACUUGACGUUUAGUAUUGCUGAUGAAAUGUUUUUGAGUAACUUUUAAGGCGACUGAGGGGAUUCAUCAAGAGGCGUGCUCUAAAAUCUUGUUAAGAAUCACUGCAGUGGUUUGAAUUGUGUUCAGUUUCUGAAAAUCAUUUCCCAAAGCUUGUUCUGGGUUUAGUAACUUAACUGUAGGUGAUUUGUUUACAUUUUCGUGACGUAUUAAAACUGGGUUCCUGUACAUUUUCCAUUGCAAAAUCCCAGACAAAGGUAUAGGUUUUCAGAUGUUUUUUUUUUUUUUUUUGUCACAUUCUGGACAUGCAAAAUAUUUCACUUUAUAGGCUUCAUCGUCUCUAAACCUAGCUUCUUUUUGGUACGUCGCUUUUUUUUUCACUAUCUUAUUCACCUCGGUUUCAAAAUGUCAGCUCUUGUCUGAAUUAUUGUACACUAAAUUUAUUCUUUGAAGCAGUUUGUAACCUUUUGUCUGUAAACAUAUUUUUUGAAAGCAUGUCAGAGCGUAGCAGGUCCAGGUUCAAGCCCCAAUCUCAAAAGGUCCAGGGGGUCAAAAAAGCAGUGACCGCAUUUCCUGAUUAUUUUGUUUUGAAUGAUCAACAGGAGGACUACAACCUAAAUUGUCAUGUGGGACAUUGAAGAAAAAAAAAAAACACCUUUGAAAACAUCCUCAGUGUUUCACACAUGUAAAUUAUAUAUAUAUAUAUAUAUAUAUAUAUAUAUAUAUAUAUAUAUAUAAAGUUUCCAGUCUCAGUUUAUAUUUCUUCAGAAUUAUAGAAUUAUCAAAUCAAAAUUAUAAUUUUUUUUUAGAUCAAAUGGGAGCCUUUUUAAAAUGAUUUUUUUCCUCACAGGUAGUGAAAACUCUUCUUUUCAGCUUCAUGUUUUCUGUAUAAAAAUAAAAAUAUAUUGGUGUGACAGUCGGGACAAGAGAUUUAUAUUUUAAAUAUUCAUUGCAAAAAAAAACAAAAAACUACAAGCUGUGCGCUCUGGAAUGUGACUCGGAUCCAAUUUACUGUGAGACUUUCAAAAAGAGCUUCGAACCCCUUUUUAAAUUGAAUGUACUUUCUGUAAAAUGAACUGAUUUAUAUCUCGACAAAGAGCUGAAAAUGGAAGUAAAUGAUGUAUUUGUUACACCACCAGAUGUUUCUGUAAAUCUUGCUUCAACAGAGUACUGUAAAGAAAACGUAUAUUUGAUGUUUGUCUACUUUUUAUGCUUCUCUUAGCAAAUGGGAGCAUGUUGAGCAUUGUUUUUCUUUAGUUUGAGGCAUGUGUAAAUCAUUAAAAUGAUUAAUAUAC